AUGACCGAGACAAAGACCAUGGGCGCCGAGACGGUGCCAACCGCCAGCCAUCACAAUGACAACAAUCCUGGGGAGGCCAUCACUGCCAUGCAAAAUGAGCGCCAGAUGAGCGUGAGGGAUUCGUUUCGUUUCUGGCCGAAAGCCAUUCUCUUCUCGUUCAUCAUCUCUCUAGCUAUCAUCAUGGAGGGCUACGAUACCAACCUCAUGAGCAACUUCUACGCCUUCCCAGCUUUCAUGAAGCGGUACGGUGACCAAGUCGAUGCUAAUGGCGAUCCUCUGGUGUCGGCUCGCUGGCAAACCAUCAUCAACAACGGCACUCAGGCUGGCUCAAUCCUUGGUCUCAUCCUCAAUGGUAUUAUCACCGAGUGGAUUGGCUAUAAGAAAACCAUGGUUGUCGCCAUGACCGCCAUGAUCGGUGCUGUAUUCAUCCCAUUCUUCUCCAACGGUCUUCCAAUGUUCUUGGCCGGUGCCUUGAUCCAGGGCAUCCCGUGGGGUAUCUUUCAGACUCUUGCCGUCACCUACGCGGCCGAUAUUUGCCCCAUGGCCCUCCGAGGAUACAUGACGUCUUGGGUGAACAUGUGCUGGGUCAUUGGCCAGCUGAUCAGCAGUGGAAUGCUUCGUGGACUUCUGCAAAUCGAUAAUCAAUGGGGAUACCGCAUUCCUUUCGCGAUCCAGUGGGUCUGGCCCGUUCCUAUCAUCAUCGGCACGCUCCUCGCCCCAGAAAGCCCGUGGUGGCUUGUCCGCCAGGACCGUCUCGAGGACGCCCGCGAAGCGAUUCGCAAGCUGAUCUCCCCGAAGAGUGACAUUGAUUUUGACCUCGACGCCCACAUCGAGAUGAUGCGCUUGACAAACCAGUUCGAGAUCGAGGUCAGUUCCGGCGCUCACUAUUGGGACUGCUUCCGGGGCGUCGACCUCCGUCGUACCGAGAUCGCGUGCAUGGUCUGGCUGACGCAGUCCUUUUGCGGGGUGCCUUUCAUGGGAUAUGGCACGCAGUUCAUGAUCAACGCUGGCCUCAGUUCGGAGAAUGGAUUCACGAUGAGUCUGGUGCAGAAUUGCAUCGGUCUAAUCGGUUGUAUCAUUACUUGGUACAUCAUGACUCACGUCGGUCGUCGCACUCUUUACCUGGCUGGUCUAUCGGCCAUGUUUGUGAUCCUCGUUGUCAUUGGUGGCAUCGGCAUUCCACAGGAUGCGGCCGGGCUGCCUGCUAGGUCAUGGGCCGUGGGAGCUCUCAUCAUCGUGAUGCUCUUUUCCUUCCAGCUGAGCGUUGGUCCCUCCUGCUACACUCUCGUCGCGGAGAUGCCGUCUACCCGACUUCGCGUCAAGACUGUUGCUCUCUCCCGCGCCUUUUACAACUGCGGAGGCUUCAUCGUCAAUGCACUGCAGCCGAAAAUUGUGGGAAAGAAUGACUGGAACUGGGGAGCUAGGGGAGGCUUCUUCUGGGCUGGCGUCACGGUACUCUUCCUUACCUGGACUUUCUUGCGUCUCCCGGAGCCCUUCGGUCUCACGUACUCUGAGAUUGAUCUUCUCUUUGAGCAUCGCGUUGGCGCUCGCCACUUCUCGCAGGAAGCAGCCGACUCUCUCCGCCCGCAGCUUGAAGAAGUUGCCAACCGGCACGAGAAGCUGGCUGCUGCGGUUAGUCAUCAGGAGGCAUAG
This is a messenger RNA of Colletotrichum orchidophilum, 1653 nucleotides long. Its product is annotated as sugar porter family MFS transporter. The coding region runs from base 1 to 1653 and encodes 550 amino acids. The transcript is spliced from 5 exons. Lineage: Eukaryota; Fungi; Ascomycota; Sordariomycetes; Glomerellales; Glomerellaceae. Gene Ontology annotation, cellular component: membrane. Gene Ontology annotation, biological process: transmembrane transport; carbohydrate transport. Gene Ontology annotation, molecular function: carbohydrate:proton symporter activity. The record is from RefSeq and is a predicted model, not a curated record.